Messenger RNA from Penicillium brevicompactum, 1485 nucleotides. Its product is annotated as dual-specificity mitogen-activated protein kinase kinase. The transcript is spliced from 4 exons. Lineage: Eukaryota; Fungi; Ascomycota; Eurotiomycetes; Eurotiales; Aspergillaceae. Gene Ontology annotation, molecular function: protein kinase activity; ATP binding. Gene Ontology annotation, biological process: protein phosphorylation. The record is from RefSeq and is a predicted model, not a curated record. The coding region runs from base 1 to 1485 and encodes 494 amino acids.
AUGUCCUCCUCCGUGCCUCUCCUUCGUCCCCCAAUUCCUGGCGCCCGCAACAACAAUGGCAGCCCGAGAGCCCCCAAGCUCACUCUGGGUAUCCCUCCUUCCCCCAGCGCCAAACCCGUCACCGACAACCCCCCGCUCUGGUCCCCCAGCAAGUUCCUCAGAUCCAAACCCAACCGACACCUCAACCUCAGCGCUCCUCAGUCAGCAAAAUGUGUCCCAACCAGCACUCAUGCCGAGCGGUCGACCAGCCCCGCCCCCGCUGAGCACGAAUGGCUUGGGGGUGCGCCCAAAUUGUCCCUCCAGACAAACAGCACACCGGCAAACUCAUAUACGACAGCUAAUUUUGUCAUGGGUCUGCGACAGCCAGAUGGCUCAUCGGACCCAUCGUCGGCGAUCAGUUCAGUGUACUCGGAUCGCGAGGGUGGAGACCGCGAUAACAGCGUCAAUGGACUGCUCCCUGAUUUGGACAAGUUGAGUUUGGAGAAGGGCCGGCCCCUCGACGUGGAUGAUCUCGAUGAUGAGGGCUGGCACGCGGCUAGCGAACAGAACAAGAUCGUCGAACUUGGUAGUCUUGGUGAGGGUGCUGGCGGCGCCGUCACCCGAUGCAGGCUCAAGGAGGGGAAGACCGUGUUCGCACUCAAGAUCAUCACCACAGACCCCAAUCCUGAUGUCAAGAAGCAAAUCGUGCGAGAACUCAACUUCAACAAAGACUGCGCGUCACACCACAUCUGUCGCUACUACGGUGCUUUCAUGGAUAAGUCAACGGGUACAAUUUCUAUCGCUAUGGAGUUCUGCGAAGGCGGCAGUCUCGACAGCAUCUAUAAGGAGGUCAAGAAGCUUGGAGGUCGCACCGGAGAGAAGGUGCUCGGCAAGGUUGCAGAGGGCGUCUUGAACGGGUUGACCUAUCUUCACAGCCGGAAGAUCAUCCACCGAGACAUCAAGCCUUCCAACAUUCUCAUUUGCCGUGACGGCAAGGUCAAGCUCUGCGAUUUCGGUGUCAGCGGAGAAUUCGGCACGAAGGGCGAUGCCAACACCUUCAUCGGCACAUCCUACUACAUGGCCCCCGAACGUAUCACUGGUCAAUCAUACACCAUCACGUCCGACGUCUGGUCUCUUGGAGUGACUUUGCUGGAAGUUGCGCAACACCGAUUCCCAUUCCCUGCCGACGGGACAGAAAUGCAGCCCCGCGCAGGGCUUAUAGAUCUCCUUACCUACAUCGUCCGCCAGCCAAUUCCCAAAUUGAAAGACGAGCCUGACAACGGCAUUCGCUGGUCCGACAACUUCAAAUACUUCAUUGAAUGCUGGUAUGUACAUCUCGAGGUUGUCUUGAAUACACCCACUAACCAAACCGAUAGCUUGGAAAAAGAACCUCCUCGACGCGCAAGUCCCUGGCGGAUGCUGGAACAUCCUUGGGUGCAAGACAUGAAAAACAAGAAGGUCAACAUGGCCAACUUCGUCAAGCAAGUCUGGGAUUGGAAGGAGUGA